Molecule: messenger RNA, 3804 nt
Organism: Leptosia nina
Lineage: Eukaryota; Metazoa; Arthropoda; Insecta; Lepidoptera; Pieridae
Source: the annotation of a GenBank genome assembly
AUGCGUAAUCUACAACUUUGGCGAAGUACUUCAAGAAAACUUGAAUAUUUAAGUGAAGAAAUAUCAUGCGCGUGUUAUGGUCACCAUGGAGGUUGUCCAGCUGGAGAAUUGUUUUUAUGUACACAUAACCUAAUAGUGCGAUGUUUUGGUAAUGAUGGAAGACUCAAGUGGUCGAAAGAUCUUUCAGAGAUCUCUUCCCUAAGAAAUACGCCAGUCAACAUAGUAUACCUAAGUUUAGUAAACACCCUGAGUAUUGGACUAUCAAAUGGUGAAAUAUUUGGAAUGACUGAAACUGGUGCUAAUUGCGAAUUAAAUGGUAUAUGUGAGGAUGGAAUUCUGGCUAUGGAAUGGAGCCAUGACCAGGAACUAUUGGCAAUAGUCACUAAAGACUACAGGGUUAUUGUAAUGUCUUGCACAUAUGAUAUUGUCAAUCAAGUGGAGUUACUCACAGAAGAAUUUGGUGCAAAAGAAUUUAUUACAGUUGGGUGGGGAAAGAAAGAAACUCAAUUUCAUGGUUCAGAAGGAAAGCACGCUGCUAAGGCUAAAAGUGAUUUCUUUGUUGAUAAACACGCCCUCAUCAAUAAUCAGGUAUUGAUAUCUUGGAAAUAUCAUGGCAGUCUUUUUGCUGUUGGAUUCACUAUGGAAGGAAUAAGACGAUUUAAAGUAUUUGAUAGAGGAGGGAAGCUUCUCUACACUAGUGAGAAACAACAAGGACUGGAGGCAAAUCUUGGUUGGCGUCCAAGUGGCAACACCAUUGCUACAACUCAGAAACUGUCAGAUAAAUAUACUUUAACAUUUUUUGAAAAGAAUGGCUUAAAACAUGGCGAAUUUGAAAUACCACUAACGGAAGAGGUUCAAAAAAUACUAUGGAGUCAAGAUUCUGAAAUUUUGACAUUAGCUUGUAGAGAUUCAAAAGAUCGCACACCAAAAGUGUUGCUAUAUACAAGCACUAAUUAUCACUGGUACUUAAAACAGACCUUGACAUUCACCGGACAUACUAAAAUUAGCAAAAUUAUGUGGGAUAAUGAUUUUGAUAUAUCUAACAACAAAAAACUUCAUAUCCUGUUCAAAAAUGGGCAAUAUUACACAUACACAUGGGUCUGGGAUGUAGACCAUAGCACUGGAAAAUGUGAUAAAGAUGAUGCAAUUGUUUCCGUGAUAGAUGGAAAAAAAAUUUUGGUGUCAUCCUUUAGACAUUCUGUUGUUCCACCUCCAAUGGCUAAUUUUGAAAUUGAGAAUGAGAAUUUUGUUGAUUCAAUUCAGUUCCUGCUUGAACCAAAAGAUGACACUGAUUUUAAUACAUUUUUCAUCUGCUCUUUUAAUAAAUUAACUUUUUACCAGCAGACACAAAAGAAACCCCUUAAAUAUAAAAUAUCAAAUACCAUUAGCUUGGACCCAUUUGAGUUUCCAUUCCAAUAUUACAACUGGUAUUGGUGGAAGAAAGAUGUACUUGCUGUCAUUCAUUUAGACAGUGAUAGUAAUUAUAGAAUGAUUUUAUUUACAAUUAUAAAUGAUACUUUACAAGAGAUUUACUCUAAACAUUUACCUGCAGCUGUAGUAAGAAUUCACUCCCAUCCCUUAAUACCAAAACUUUACCUUCAUAUGGAAACAGGUAAAGUUAUGGAAUACAAUUCUGAAGGUUUAGAGGAAUUAGCGGAAUCAUUUCCAGUUGCUUGCCCAAAGUUUUGUGUAUUACCUAUUGGUGAUUUGGGCUACUUUGUUGGACUUACCCAUAAAGGAUUAUUAUAUCUUCAAGACAAAGUUAUAAUGAAUAAUGUGGGGUCAAUCUUUAUACACACUGAUUAUUUUCUCAUUACUUCGUUGAAAAACUUUUUGCUCUGUACUAAGCUUACACAAGAUGGUUUGGGAGCUGUAAUUGACUAUGACAACACUGAAUCACCUGAUGUUUAUAAAAGGAGAGUAGAAAGAGGAUCAAAAAUUGUUGUAGUAGUACCAAAUGAUACAAGAACUGUACUUCAAAUGCCCAGAGGAAAUCUAGAAGUAAUUGAACCACGGCCACUCUCUCUAAAAAUUGUAGGAGAGCACUUAAACUCUCUGAAAUAUCUUGAAGCAUUUGAUUUAAUGAGGAAACAAAGGAUCAAUCUCAAUUUAAUUUAUGACCAUAACCCACAACGCUUUAUAACCAACAUUGAUAAAUUUUUGAAUACUAUAACAAACAAUUCGUGGCUUAGUCUCUUCUUGACAGAUUUGGAAAAUAAAGAUGUGACCAAAACAAUGUAUGCAACCAGCUAUAUUCACACGAAAGAAAAUAAGGACUGUGAUAACAAAGUGAACUAUAUAUGUGAUGUAGUACGACAGUGUCUUACUAAUGGAUCAGAUAAAUUAGGAAGAGUUUUGCCACUAUUGACAACUUAUGUCAAAAAGAACACAAUCCGUGAUCUAGAAGAUGCACUACUUAUAAUAAAAGACCUUAAAGUACAAGAGUUAAAUGGUAUUAAACUGCCAGUAUCCUCCGAUGAAGCAUUAAAAUAUUUACUGUAUAUAGUUGAUGUUAAUAAACUAUUUGAUGUUGCCCUAGGAAUGUAUGAUUUUGAUCUUGUUCUAUUGGUAGCCAAUAAGUCUCAAAAGGAUCCAAAGGAAUACAUACUAAUGAUGAAUGAACUAAAUUCAAUGGACGAAAGUUACAGACGGUUCACUAUAAACAAAACAUUAAAAAGAUAUAUUCAAGCUAUUGAAUGCCUUAUUCAAUGUGGCCAGAGUAGACAUGAAGAAUUAAAAACGUUUGUAAAAUAUCAUAGUUUGUAUAGAGAUGCUCUAAAAAUGCUUAAGCCAAAUGAGAAUAUAUACAAAGAAAUAUGUGAAGAUUUUGGCUCAUUUUUGAAAUUGAAGAAACAACAUUUAGAAGCAGGUAUAAUGUUUGAAAGGGCAGAAAAUAUUGUAAAGGCUAUUGAAUGUUAUAGAGAAGCACUGGAAUGGGAAUUAGCUAUGAAAUUAAUACAACAAUUGCCACAUAAUGAAUAUAAAAGCAUAUGUUGGGAUUUCGUGGCUGCAUUAAAGCAGGAAAAACGACACAGUGAAGCUGUUAGAAUUUUAGAAAUUCUUGGUGAUAGUAAAACAGAAGUCUUGAAGUAUGCUGUUGAGAAUGGCGAAUUCAAAUCCGCAAUUAGACUAUGCGACGCAUACAAUAUGCAUGCACUUUUAGAAGCGGAAGUUCAACCUGCAUUACUAGAGGAGUACAGCAAUCUAAAAGAUCUGUUAGAGACGAAUCUAGAAGCUUUCAAAAAAUAUAAGGAUCGUCUGGAAGUGGUCAGAGAGCUAAAAAAGAAAGCCCCACCAAGGAAUGAAAACAUUCCAUAUUACAAUAGAGAUUUUGAUUUGUAUUCAGAUGUUGGAAGUACUUUGGGUUCAUCUACUGGGUCUAGUCGGUCAUAUAGAUCAAGUAAGAAUCGUAGGAAACAUGAGCGAAAAGUGGCGUCCUUAAAGGAGGGCUCGCAAUAUGAAGACACGGCCCUAGUAAUGGCACUACACUCGCUAGUCACGGCUACGUUUGAGCUUCGUCCACACGUCAGAGAAAUAAACUUAGCACUGUGUAGUUUAUAUAAAGACGAUGAGGCUAGGAUACUUCAGUACCUAUUGGACAAAAUUCUUCAAGAGAUGAAAGACAGUUUUAAGCAGAUCUGGACGAAUAACCUUGUUAUAGAAGCAACGAACGCCGUUAUUACAGCAGAACAAAAUAUUCCUGAAGGGGGUAGUAUCAUACGUCAGGGUAUUGCUACCUUGGAGCCUCAUGUGAGAAUAGCUCCCGUUAUUCAAGACAUGCAUUGGAAAUUAGAUUUAGAUUAA